Messenger RNA from Malassezia sympodialis ATCC 42132, 2331 nucleotides. The record is from the annotation of a RefSeq genome assembly. NCBI's taxonomy places the organism in Eukaryota, Fungi, Basidiomycota, Malasseziomycetes, Malasseziales, Malasseziaceae.
CGCGCGCCGGCGGUGCCCGCGGGGGCCCGCCCCGUGGCGCCGGCGCCGGCGGCGCCUGCACCGGCGACCGCAGGCAAGCCGAGCAAACCGUCGUCGCACGCGAAUCGCGCCAAGAAUGUGGCGCUCGCUGCGCUCACGGGUGGCAGCAUUGGCCUCCCAGCGCAGGAGACGCCGGCGCCAGGGUUCCUCCCAGCGGGCGGCGGCGCACGUAAGGUCAUCCCGGAACUUGUGCUCCCAUUUCCGCUGCCAUGCGAAGUGGAUGUAGCGGGACAUGAGGCUGAUCUCGAACUCGGCAGCAGUGUCGUGUUCCAGCAAGCGCUGCGCCAGACCCGUAUGAUGCACAUGCUCCAGAUCUUGCCGCCGUACAGCCACCGGCAGCGCACGGGUAUGGAGUACUAUGAUGUCAUUCCGCCGCAGCUCCUGCCUGGGAUCCACGCGCGGUCGGCGCAUACGCUCGUGUCGCUGGGUCGUGCGGAUGUGCAGGUGGGUCCGAUGACGUAUUAUGGCGUGCGGUUCUGGCAAUUGCGCCCGGCGCCGGCGCCGGCGCCGAUGCCCCGCGCGCCACGUCCUGCUCACCCGGGGACAGUGCGCCCGCCCAUGGCGCACGGUCCUGGCCCUGCUUUGGCGAGACCCGCCCCUGGUGCGAGCGCGCCACCAGCGCCCCAUCAGGCGCCCGAUCCUCGGCAGUCCCAGCCUCAGCCUCAGCCCCAGCCCCAGCCCCAGCCUCAGUCCCAGCCUCAGUCCCAGCCUCAGCCUCAGCCUCAGCCUCAGCCUCAGCCUCAGCCUCAGCCUCAGCCUCAGCCCCAGGCGCCCCCAUCACAGCCCCAGGCACCGCCGCCCCAGGCACGACCACUAGACGCUGGAUUCGUGUCGCGCCUGCAGCAGCGUGCCGAGCGCGAUCCACAUUUGCAGCAUCUCCUGCAGCUCGCGCGAGCAGGGCAACUACCCGAACAGGGCAUCAUCCAGCUCAAUGCCAUUCUCGCCUCGCUCAUGGCUCCGCCUGUGCCGCCGCCCGAGGAGCGCGCGCCGCCCGUGAUCCUCGUCGAGUUUCCCGAGAACCCAAGCCUGCAGCUGGUCCUGCCCCUGUGGCAUGCGGCCGUCGAGCGCCAGCACGCGGACGGGAAGGCAUCGUCUGUGGCGCUCAGCUUUUUUGCGCCAGCGAUUGGCUCCAAGGCCGCCGGCGAGAGCGGCAAGGACGAGGCCCAAGCGGCCGUGCAUGGCAUGCUCGUCCGGGACAUGAGCCACGUGUCAUCUGCGCCACCGCCCGACACGCCAGCGACUGCCCAGGAAGAGGCGGCGCCGGCAGAGGCGCCUCCGCCCGCGCCGGAGCCGAAGCGGCGCCGCGCAGGCACACGCAGCAAGGGUGUCAAGGCGGAAGAAGCUGUCCCCGCAAGCACAAGCGCCGCGCCGCCGCCGUCGCGCAACCACGAGCUAUUUCCUUUGACGUGGCGCAUCACGUCCGUGCAUGGCGUCGAUGAGCGCCUGUGGGACUGCGUGGGGCGCGUGCCAGGCUGCCUAACCAACGGCACGUGGGCCUCGCCCGGCGACGAGCGAGUGUUUGCCGCCAUCAAGGCGUCGUUCGCGCAGCGGAGGCGCACGAUGCCUGCCCUCCAUCAGCUUCCGCCCCGGCUGCGCGCGACGGACGUCCCACCGGGCCUCGCGGAUCAUGUGCACGACCGCUAUGCCAUGCGCGUGGCCGUGUACACGCACCGGCCACAGCCCAAGCGCAAGGUCGCGAUGCUGUCCGAUACCAAGGAGGCAAGCCAUGCACGGAGCAUGGAGCCGACGCCCCGCGCGCCUGCGCUCAGCGAGGACGGCACGAAGCCGAAGCGCAAGCGCCACGUGGCGACGCACAACCCCGAUGGCAGCAUCAAGAGCUGCGGCGCAUGCGGCAAGACCAAGACGCCCAUGUGGCGGCGCGGGCCCAAGGGACCCUCGCAACUCUGCAAUGCGUGUGGCGCCAAGUGGAAGGCAGGGCGCCUCAUCGUGCCGGAUGUGCCGCCGCCACCGAUCCUCAACGACGUGCUGCCUGUGCGGCACGUCAAGCCGCCCGUGCCAAGUGCGCCGAGCCUGCCUCCGACUGGCGCGGACGUGCAUGGCCCGCCAAUGAUGCCCGUCCCACAGGUGCCACCGUCCUCAGGUGCGCGAUCGAUGCCGGCACCCGACCGCCCGCCCGGUCCGGACCCGGCGCCGCCACGGCCGGAGGCUCACCCCGCUGCACAGAGUGCGCAGCCCAUGCCGCUGCCUGCCGCUACGGGCUUGCCACAGCACGAGGUGAGCGCGCAACCGCCGCCGCCGCCCGCGUCCGAGGCGCCAGCGCCAGCUCCAUAG